Pochonia chlamydosporia 170 is the source of this 594-nucleotide messenger RNA. RefSeq lists its product as hypothetical. The transcript is spliced from 2 exons. The record is from RefSeq and is a predicted model, not a curated record. Lineage: Eukaryota; Fungi; Ascomycota; Sordariomycetes; Hypocreales; Clavicipitaceae. The coding region runs from base 1 to 594 and encodes 197 amino acids.
AUGAGGCACAUAGCCGACUCGCCUCCCGCAUGUUGGCCUAUGACCACAGUUAUUGUCUACAACAGGUGUUGGGCCAAACAAAUCCGGGAAAUGGGGUUGGCGCCAGCUUUCCCGAACAGCCAGCCGUGGGUAUCUCCCGCCCUUCACCAACCAGCGCUUGGUUCAGGCAUUCACCCGUUCACUACAUUGGCACGAUCUCGGCCUGGCACUGGCCAUGCUCUAGCAGAUGUACGCCGGUGGACAGGCUUGUACGUGGAGGUUGCGAACCGCCAACACGGGGAAUCUAGCCGCGUCUUGAUCUCUACCUGUGGGAUAGUCAACCACGCAUAUCACGCCAAGAGAGAUACGACGGCUGACAAAGCCUGGGUGGAGGUGUCGCCUACGUACGACUCUUGCUUGACACACCCGUUGAACCUACAUUCGAAUGUCAGAGCUCUGUGCCAGAGAAGUUCCUGCCUCUUUUUUCAGGGAUGGGAUCAAGGAUCGAGGGCGGUGGCUAAGCCGAUACAACCUGGAUUGCAACAGGCAAAGUGUCUUUCUCCAAUCAUGUCUGAGGGCCAUACACAGUCGAACUGUAAGAGUGGCGGUGAUUAG